Messenger RNA from Miniopterus natalensis, 1638 nucleotides. Lineage: Eukaryota; Metazoa; Chordata; Mammalia; Chiroptera; Miniopteridae. The record is from RefSeq and is a predicted model, not a curated record.
GCCAGGCAGGGAAGGAGCCCGAGCCCCUCUGAGGCCUGAUGUCGCCCCUUCCCCAGGCCCUGUUUCUGGUGGCGGCCUUGGCCGGCCUGGGUCUGGGCCUCAGCCUCAUUCUCAUUGCUGCCUACCUCAUCCGAGUCUGCUGCUGCCGGCCCCCCGAGCCCCCCGGCGCCAAGAGCCCCCCGCCCGGGGGAGGCUGUGUCACCUGGAGCUGCAUAGCUGCCCUUCUCGUCAGCUGCUCGGGCAUCGGCAUCGGUUUCUAUGGCAACAGCGAGACGAGCGACGGGGUGGCCCAGCUGAGCGCCGCGCUGCUGCGCGCCAACCACACGCUCUGCGCCCUCGACGGCCUGGUGUCAGAGACAGUGGAAAGGCUGGGCGAGGCAGUGAGGACAGAGCUGACCACUCUGGAGGAGGUGCUCACACAGCGCACAGAGCUGGUGGCUGCCACCCGGGGGGCUCGGCGGCAGGCGGAGGCCGUGGCCCAGCAGCUCCAGGGGCUGGCCUUCUGGCAGGGUGUGCCCCUGAGCCCCCUGCAGGUGGCCGAAGAUGUGUCCUUUGUGGAGGAAUACAGGUGGCUGGCCUAUGUCCUCCUGCUGCUGCUGGAGCUCCUGGUCUGCCUCUUCACACUCCUGGGCCUGGCCAAGCAGAGCAAGUGGCUGGUGGUCGUGAUGACGGUGAUGAGUCUCAUUGUCCUUGUUCUGAGCUGGGGCUCCCUGGGCCUGGAGGCAGCUACCGCAGUGGGCCUCAGCGACUUCUGCUCCAGUCCUGACACCUACAUCCUGAACCUGACCCAGGAGGAGACUGGGCUGGACUCAGGGGUGGGGGGCGUGGGCCACUGGGCCUUCCUCCCUGUGUCCCCGCAGAGGCUGACUCUGUCGCAGCGGGCUCUGGCCAGCAUCCACUCGCAGCUGCAGGGCCUGGAGCGAGAGGCCGUGCCCCAGUUCCCGUCCGCGCAGAAGCCUCUUCUGUCCUUGGAGGACACGCUGAAUGUGACUGAGGGAAACUUCCACCAGUUGGUGGCACUGCUGCACUGUCGAGGCUUGCACAAGGACUACAGCGCAGCCCUGCGGGGCCUGUGUGAAGACGCCCUCGAGGGCCUGCUCUUCCUGCUGCUCUUUUCCCUCCUGUCCGCUGGGGCCCUGGCCACCGCCCUCUGCAGCCUGCCUCGAGCCUGGGCCCUGUUCCCACCCAGUGACGACUACGAUGACACAGAUGAUGACGACCCUUUCAACCCUCAGGAAUCCAAGCGCUUCGUGCAGUGGCAGUCAUCUAUCUGAGCCUCUUCUCCAUGCCAGACUGGAGCCUGUCCCCUAUUCCCGUUCCUUGCCUGGCUGCCGGAGAAGACUCCACUAACCCAGCCUGACGGGGCUCCCACCACUAACAACACCCCUGGCCACGGACACCCCACACAGGACAGCCUCCCUACCCCACCCCCUCCACAUGCCCUUAGCCCUGGGAGAAGGCCAGGGCCCUGGGCCGGCCAGAGGGGGCCCCCCCUUCUCCGCCACCAGGGCCUCCUUGAAGGGACAGGAGUGCCCCACCCCCACCACGCACCGGUGGGCUUAGGGCCCCUGCUCUCAACUUUCAGCACUAACUUGGGAAUGGGUUAAUUUGAAUAAAAGGGAAGACUUUAUUUUACAA